This is a messenger RNA of Paramecium tetraurelia, 1395 nucleotides long. RefSeq lists its product as uncharacterized. The transcript is spliced from 3 exons. NCBI's taxonomy places the organism in Eukaryota, Ciliophora, Oligohymenophorea, Peniculida, Parameciidae. The record is from RefSeq and is a predicted model, not a curated record.
AUGAAUUAAGAGAUUUCAAAAGAAAUAUUAGCACUAUCAAUUCAUGUUGCAGCAGCAGCAUCCUCUAUUACAAUACAAACUCAAUAGAGAAUGACUUUAGUAACAAACAGUGUAUUAGAGACAGUAGGUUAAACUAUGAAGAUAUUAAAUUGUUUAAUGAUGUGCUCUUAGAAACAGUCACAUUUGGAAGCAGUGACAGAAGAACAGGAAGAUGAAUUUUAGAAGGAUUCAAAAACAAAAGAGUGUGCUGUUGAAUAGUUCAAGAAGAAUAUUUAAGCUAAUUGUUUUCAUGUUGAAGUGAUGGAAAAUUAAAAGUCAAAAGAAAAUUCUCCCAAGAAUUUGAUCUUGAAAUCAGUAAAUGGAUUGAGAGAAUAGAGCAUAUUAAAAUCUCACAAUAUUUUAUCUGAAGAAUAUCCUAAAUGCUAUGUAAAUGCAGGAGAAGAUGGCACUCCGAAGUAGAUAAGAAAACCAUCCUUGUUGUAGUAACAACUCUCCUAGAUAAAAGUUGACAAAUAGCAUGAAGAAGCAGAGAGCAAAAUUGAAAGAGAGUUAAUGAAAUUAAUAGAAUCAGUAGAUCCAGAAGAAUUAAUUCCUAAAUUGAAAUCAAUAGAAAUUUAUGAUGAAUAAAAAUAAUCCUCAAGUCAUAAAGAUGUAUUAGUAUAUUCAGAUAAACAGCAAAUAGUCAUCUAUGAAUAAGAUGAAGAACAACAACUCAUGGAUUCUCCUAAUAAAUCAGAGUGGUACGAGAGUUCUUCAGUUGAAUAUCGAGCUACUUCAUAUAAUACAAACGAAUCUUCAAAUUUGGAUCAUCAUUCCUAUAAAUGGAGAAGUAGUAGUUUUCGGGAUGAUAAUAUAAUCUAAGAUUGUGGGUUUCAAUUCUAAUCAUCAGUAUUUGAUUUUCCAUUUCCUGAAGAUUUCUGUGCCAACAGUUAAAACAUCCAUACUAAUAUAUAAAAUAUAGAAAACAAGAAUUAGCAUACUCCAAAGAAAAAGAGACUUUAUUGUAACAAUAAGAAGGUACCUCAUUGGGCAGAAAACUUAGAAAAAGUAUCGCAGCAUUAAUUUUAGUAAUAGAACUUAUCAUAGAAUUAAAUAUUUGGGAGGAUGAAAUAGAGAGUCUUAGAUAUUGCGAAGUAGUUUUCCCAAAACAGAUUCAACAGAAGAGGGAGUUCUGCUCAUUGGCAUAUAUCAAAUGAGAAAUAUGAGUAGAUGUAAAAGCAAAUGAUGAAGUUGCAAUAAAUACAAGACGAAAAUAUCGUUAAGUUGAAAUAGCAUUAAUAAGACUCAGUCAAAAAGAAUUAAGGGAUCUAUGCUAAAACAUAGUAUUUUUUAACUAGCAUAAAAAAAAAGAUUCUAAAUUCUUUUGAAAAGGAAUCUAAAUAUAAAAAAGUAUGA